This is a messenger RNA of Drosophila grimshawi, 2076 nucleotides long. It is a transcript of the gene IntS11, whose product is annotated as integrator complex subunit 11. Gene Ontology annotation, cellular component: nucleus. The record is from RefSeq and is a predicted model, not a curated record. Gene Ontology annotation, biological process: snRNA processing. The transcript has 3 exons. The coding region runs from base 62 to 1855 and encodes 597 amino acids. NCBI's taxonomy places the organism in Eukaryota, Metazoa, Arthropoda, Insecta, Diptera, Drosophilidae.
UGGCUGCUGGCUUUGACGAGGAUCUUAUUCCAUUUGAAGGUUUAAAGCAAACUCAUCCGAAAUGCCCGAUAUUAAAAUAACGCCAUUGGGUGCCGGACAGGAUGUUGGCCGCAGCUGCCUGUUGCUAUCGAUGGGCGGCAAAAAUAUAAUGCUCGACUGUGGCAUGCACAUGGGCUACAACGAUGAGAGACGCUUUCCGGAUUUCUCGUACAUUGUGCCCGAAGGACCCAUCACCAGUCACAUCGAUUGCGUGAUCAUAUCCCAUUUUCAUCUAGAUCACUGUGGCGCUCUGCCGUAUAUGUCGGAGAUAGUGGGCUAUGCGGGGCCCAUUUACAUGACUCAUCCGACGAAGGCGAUAGCUCCCAUUCUGCUGGAGGAUAUGCGCAAAGUGGCUGUGGAGCGCAAGGGUGAAUCAAAUUUCUUUACCACACAAAUGAUCAAGGAUUGCAUGAAAAAAGUGAUUCCCGUCACUUUGCACCAAAGCAUGAUGGUCGACACAGAUCUUGAGAUUAAGGCAUACUAUGCUGGUCAUGUACUUGGCGCCGCCAUGUUCUGGAUCAAGGUGGGCUCACAGAGUGUAGUGUAUACCGGCGAUUAUAAUAUGACGCCAGAUCGACAUUUGGGUGCCGCCUGGAUUGAUAAAUGCCGGCCGGAUUUGCUGAUCUCGGAGAGCACGUAUGCAACCACAAUUCGAGAUUCGAAGCGCUGCCGGGAGAGGGAUUUCCUCAAGAAGGUGCACGAAUGUGUCGCCAAGGGCGGGAAAGUGCUCAUCCCAGUUUUUGCUCUGGGCCGUGCACAGGAAUUGUGCAUCCUGCUGGAGACCUAUUGGGAGCGCAUGAAUCUAAAAUAUCCCAUCUACUUUGCUCUUGGCCUCACAGAGAAGGCAAAUACGUACUACAAAAUGUUCAUCACUUGGACAAAUCAGAAGAUUCGCAAGACUUUUGUCCAUCGGAACAUGUUCGAUUUCAAGCACAUAAAACCCUUCGAUAAGGCCUACAUUGAUAAUCCCGGUGCGAUGGUUGUGUUCGCCACGCCGGGCAUGCUGCACGCCGGUCUCUCGCUGCAAAUCUUCAAGAAAUGGGCGCCCAACGAGAACAACAUGGUCAUCAUGCCCGGCUAUUGUGUCCAGGGUACUGUGGGCAAUAAGAUUCUCGGCGGUGCCAAGAAAGUCGAAUUUGAGAACCGUCAAGUUGUCGAGGUCAAAAUGGCCGUGGAGUACAUGAGCUUCUCGGCACAUGCCGAUGCCAAGGGUAUUAUGCAGCUCAUCCAGAACUGUGAGCCCAAGAACGUGAUGCUCGUGCAUGGCGAGGCGGAGAAGAUGAAAUUCCUGCGCGCCAAAAUACGAGAUGAGUUCAAUCUGGAGACGUAUAUGCCGGCGAAUGGGGAGACAUGUGUGAUCUCCACGCCAGUCAAAAUACCCGUGGAUGCUUCGAUAUCACUGCUCAAGGCGGAGGCACGUGCCUACAAUGCCCAACCACCGGAUCCGAAGCGCAGACGUCUCAUCCAUGGCGUUCUGGUGAUGAAGGACAAUCGCAUUAUGUUGCAAAAUCUGACAGAUGCCCUCAAGGAGAUCGGCAUCAAUCGGCAUGUGAUGCGCUUCACGUCCAAGGUCAAAAUGGAUGAUCCGGGACCAAAGUUGCGCACCAGCGAGAAACUCAAAUUGCUGCUCGAUGAGAAGCUAACGGGUUGGACUGUUGUGCUGCAGGAGACCGGCACCAUAAGCGUCGAAAGCGUUGAGAUCAAUGUCGAGGAGGACGAAAAGGAUCCCAAACAAAAGACAUUACUGAUCACUUGGACCAAUCAGGAUGAAGACAUAGGCGCCUAUAUACUGAAUGUCCUACAAAAUAUGUGCUAGUCUAUAUAAGAUAUAGAAGAUAGAAAGAGUGCCAGUUUGCCGGGUUUAUUUCACUCCGGCUUAGGCCUUAACGUGUUCGUCACGAUUCCAUAAUUGUUAAGCAAAAAAGAAAAAGGGAUCUUUUCAAAUUGUGAGUUUCUGAAAUUAUACGAAAAAUACAUUUAACUAUUUUUCAACCAAUAAAUUUCAUUCUCUUUUCGAUCAACGAAUUCCAUUCCAAA